AUGUCUCACAAUCACAAAAGACGUGUCUACCCCCAGGCACAGUUUGCUGCAGGCCCUGCAAGCGGUGUUACUGCGGCCACCCUCAACCCGAUGAUUUCGACACCUCCCCCCACCCAGGGGGAAUCCUUCGGUGAUACCAGGUUGAUGACGCCAGUCCAGCAGCACAUGCACGAACAACUGGAUCAAGUCUCUGCAGGGGUGGAAAAUAUGCAACUACACAACGUGCCCGUGGUGAACCCGCAGAGUUUCUACCAGCAACAGUCGACACAGAUGGGCAAUUCUGUACACCCUCAAAAUGGCAGUAACCCGCAGGUGCAAAACCAAUUCAACGAGUCCAAUAAACCGAUGAAUGAGCUGUACACGGUAGACCUUAUGGCAAGCUUGCCACCCCCAAUCACUGAUCUAGACUUGCCACCGCCUCCUAUCUUGGUCCCCGCGGACAAAAUGGUGGUCGCCGGUGAGACGGUCAACGCAUCCUCUGACUACUUAAGGUGUACUUUGAAUGCAGUCCCCAAGACGCAAUCGCUGCUGGACAAGUCCAAAGUGCCGUUUGCCCUUGUGAUCAGGCCGUAUCAACACCUUCACGACAAUGUGGAUCCUCCGCCCUUGAACUCAGACGGGUUGAUUGUUCGCUGUAGGAGGUGCCGCUCGUAUUUGAAUCCGUUCGUCACGUUCAUCCCGCAAUCAAGAAGAUGGAGGUGUAAUUUUUGCAGACUGGCCAAUGACCUCCCCAUGCAAUUUGGCGGUGGAUCAUUUGGUGAUCCAGCACUGAUCAACGCUACGGACACGGUAGACCGGUACCAGCGGAAUGAAGUCAACCAUGCCGUGAUGGAGUACAUUGCACCAGCACAAUACUGUGUCAGGGAACCUCCACCACCAAUCUUCUCCUUUAUUCUGGACGUGUCCCUGAACUCCAUAAAGAAUGGCUCAUUGUACGCGGCAACCACGUCACUGAUUAACUCGUUGGAUAUGAUACCUAACUACAAGGGCAACACAUUGAUUUCCAUUAUCUGUAUGGACCACGAAUUACACUAUGUUCAAGUACCAAGGGACUCCGAAACUAAUAAAACACCAAUGAUACUGGAUGUCGGUGACCUUGACGAGGCAUUUUUACCAACGCCAAGGGGGCUACUGGUCUCCCUGACUGACUGUAAACAGAAUAUAACAAAAGUGCUACAAAGCAUCCCACAACUGUUCCAGUCGGCUGCCUCCAACAAGUCUGCUCUCGGUGCAGCGUUGAGGGGUGCUUUCAAACUGCUGUCUGUCAUUGGUGGGAAGAUUGUCGUUGUCACGUCAACUUUGCCCAAUAUAGGCCCAGCCGCAUUGAAGAUGAGAGACCAACCCAAGUUGGCCGACAUUGCCAAAGAGUACGGCGAGCUGCUGACCCCGCAGAAUCCCUUUUAUAAGAGCUUCCCCAUAGAAUGUAACAAAUCACAGAUCGCCGUGGACUUGUUUUUAACUGCCGACUCGUACAUCGAUGUGACGACGCUCUCCUCGUUGUCCCGAUACACCGGUGGCCAGACACACUUCUACCCUGGUUUCCAAGUGACGAACGAGGGGGACCUCACGAAGUUUUCGCGGGAGUUUACAAAGCAUCUCUCGAUGGAUACCUCAACGGAGUCUGUCAUGAGGGCUCGUGGGUCUCGCGGGAUCAAGAUGAAGAAUUUCUAUGGUCACUUCUUUAACAGGUCCUCGGACCUGUGCGCGUUGACGACGAUGCCCAGGGACCAGUCGUACGUGUUUGAGGCUCAACUGGAUGACACUAUCACCUCCGAGUACGCGUACAUACAGAUCGCGAUUCUCCAUUCGUCCAACACGUGCGAACGUCGCAUCAGGAUUAUCACGGUUGCGCUCCCUACAACUAACAACCUGCGGGACGUAUACGGGUCCGCUGAUCAACUGGCGAUAUUUGAAUACUUCAACCAGAUUGCGAUACAGAAAGUUAUGUACGACUCGUUGUCCUCUGCGCGUGAGCUUUUGAAAUCGAAGUUGCUGGCAAUUAUGUCGGUGUACAAGAAGGAGAUAUCGUCGAGGAACGAGGGCGGUAUAUUGCCGCUGAAGUUCCCAGCCAACAUGAGAAUGUUGCCCCUUCUGCUGCAUGCGUUGACGAAAACGAUGGCGUUUCGAGGCGGUGUCAUACCGGUCGACUACAGAAGUGCCGCUUUGAACUACUUGGAGAGUGCUCCCUUGAAAUAUGCCGUCCGGAUGGCAUAUCCAACGAUCUACUCUCUGCACGACAUGCCCGAGGAACUGGAUUUCCCCGUUGGUGCAGUUAAUAACUCGUUCAAAAGUAUACAGUCGUUUGGGCUGUACUUGAUCGACAACGGUUUGGAGAUGUUUUUGUGGGUUGGUGGUGACGCGGUGACGGCGCUUGUAGAGGACGUUUUCGGUGUGCCGAGUGUUCUGGAUGUCCAGUGCGGUAAGAUGGAACUUCCUGUGGUGGAAGGGUCUGCGUUCAACGCAAAACUAAGAAACGUGAUUGCAACUAUACGGAGUCGCUGCGACGACGACAGUGUUAAGUACGAACCGCUUUACAUUGUGCGGGGUGUAGUCGCGAACGAGCCACCACAGUACGGCCAUUCGAACAGGGAUCUUGCUGCGUUGAGGAUCUGGGCGAUGACGAACUUUGUGGAGGACAAGAUCGGUACCGCGGAAAGUUACAUGGAGUUUUUGCAAACGUUGAAAGUGAAGGUGAACAAGUAG
This is a messenger RNA of Huiozyma naganishii CBS 8797, 2703 nucleotides long. RefSeq names its product COPII subunit SEC24 (gene SEC24). The transcript has a single exon. NCBI's taxonomy places the organism in Eukaryota, Fungi, Ascomycota, Saccharomycetes, Saccharomycetales, Saccharomycetaceae. Bases 1 to 2703 code for a protein of 900 amino acids. Gene Ontology annotation, biological process: COPII-coated vesicle cargo loading; intracellular protein transport; endoplasmic reticulum to Golgi vesicle-mediated transport. Gene Ontology annotation, molecular function: zinc ion binding; SNARE binding. The record is from RefSeq and is a predicted model, not a curated record. Gene Ontology annotation, cellular component: COPII vesicle coat; endoplasmic reticulum exit site.